UCGCACGGCGCGGCUGCAGCUAGGAGGCAACCGAAGUAUGUCGGUCCCGUUUGAGGAACGCAGCGGGGUGGUUCCGUGCGGAACGCCGUGGGGCCAGUGGUACCAGACCUUGGAGGAGGUGUUCAUUGAAGUUCAGGUGCCGCCAGGGACUCGCGCCCAGGAUAUCCAGUGCGGCCUGCAGAGCCGGCAUGUGGCUCUGGCCGUGGGUGGCCGCGAGAUCCUCAAGGGCAAACUCUUUGAUUCUACAAUAGCUGAUGAGGCAACAUGGACUUUGGAAGACAGAAAAAUGGUCCGUAUUGUUCUUACAAAGACAAAGAGAGAUGCAGCAAAUUGUUGGACUUCUCUUCUAGAAUCUGAAUAUGCAGCUGAUCCUUGGGUGCAAGACCAAAUGCAGAGAAAACUUACAUUGGAGAGAUUCCAGAAAGAAAAUCCUGGUUUUGACUUCAGUGGAGCAGAAAUCUCAGGAAACUACACUAAAGGUGGACCAGAUUUCUCAAAUCUUGAGAAAUAACUGCUGUUUUUUUUUUGCUGCAUUCUGUGGAUCCUAGCAGAUGUUGCCAACUUAAUCAAAGGAACAGAUUAUGUGGUGGAAGAAAAAUGUGGAUGCCUGCAGUUAACAAAUUGCAAAAUAUACAUAUGGUUCUAAAAAUUGCAUUCAAGUAUGAUUUACAUAGGAAACAUCUUAAAUACCGUGGGAACUAUUCUAUUGAUAUAUGGUAACUUUUGGACUUGUUUUUGCUCCGCAUGAAGUUUUAUAUGCUGCAAUUUACUAAUUUCAUAUUUAACCUGUUUUUUUAAUACAAAAAACUUUAGGGCAUAGAUCAUGUGAAAUGACAGGGUGCCUUCAGGGAAAAUUAAGUUUUUCUUUCAAUAAGUGUGAUGCAGGAAUAAUGUUCAAUAAACUUUUCUAAAUAGGAA
Diceros bicornis minor is the source of this 918-nucleotide messenger RNA. RefSeq names its product NudC domain containing 2 (gene NUDCD2). Gene Ontology annotation, biological process: protein folding. Gene Ontology annotation, cellular component: cytoplasm. The coding region runs from base 38 to 511 and encodes 157 amino acids. Lineage: Eukaryota; Metazoa; Chordata; Mammalia; Perissodactyla; Rhinocerotidae. The transcript is spliced from 4 exons. The record is from RefSeq and is a predicted model, not a curated record.